AUGAGCGACCCCAAAGCAGCCGUGACAUUAAUGAGCACCGACGUCGAGAGAAUUAUCUUUGGGUUACGCAGUUUUCAUGAAUUUUGGGCCAACACUCUUCAAGCCGGGUUACUGGCAUAUCUCCUGGAACGUCAGCUGGGUGUAGCUUUUAUAGUUCCUUUGGUCGUUGCAAUUAUCUCCUCAGUUACCUCAAUAUGGGCCAGCCGUUCAUCUGAUGUUUGUCAAACAAACUGGACACGCAAAGCCCAGCUCCGUAUCGGGACGAUAUCAAACAUGCUAUCAUCCAUCAAGGCGAUAAAGAUGCGUGGAUUAACGGAAAAAAUGUCUUCCAUUAUUCAAGAUUUGAGGUUGCAGGAGAUUAAAUUAGCGAACAGGUUCCGAAUGCUCUUGGUAUGGACUACGGGUUUAGGUUACGUCCCCCAAUUCAUCUCGCCUGCCCUUACAUUUUUGCUGUUCAUCCUGCGAGCAAGGAUCAAUGGGCAAGCUUUCGAUGCCUCUAGAGCUUUUACCUCGUUGUCUUUGCUGUUAGUACUGGCUCAGUCAUUAAGCCAGACUCUGCUAGACUUGCCCCCUCUGCUUGCUUCAUUUGGAUCUUCGGAACGUAUUGAUCGGUUCUUGUCAACCGAGUCCCAGGCUGACUCGAGGCACUUCCCAAUGUUUCCGGUUUCUGAAGAAUCCGUUAAGGAGAAGAAACCAUCGCUUUCUAUCCAACAGACUGCUGACAAUACGAUUAUUCGGAUAGAUGAUGGUUUCUAUGGCUGGGGAAAGGAUGACGUUCUCAGCGAUAUCAGUGUCACCAUUCCCGCAAGCCGGCUCACUCUCAUUGUCGGGCCCGUUGCAAGUGGCAAAUCUACUCUCUGUCAUGCCCUUCUCGGAGAAAUACCAAAGUCAAAAGGCAAGAUUGAAGUUUUUGCCGCUUCUAAAGAGAUAGGAUUCUGUGGCCAAGCACCUUACUUGACUAAUGGAACAGUCAAGGAUAACAUUGUGGGGUUUUCAGAUUUUGUUCCAUCUUGGUAUAACACUGUUAUUGCGGCUUGUGCACUCCUAGAUGAUAUCAACCAUUUGCCAUAUGGGGACGAAACCAGUGUUGGGAGCAAUGGAAUCAACUUAAGCGGCGGCCAAAAACAAAAAGUUGCGAUAGCUAGAGCUUUAUAUGCUCGGAAGUCGAUACUAAUUCUCGAUGACGUUUUAAGCGGGCUUGAUUCCAGUGGAGCAAAUCACGUCUUUUGGAACGUUAUAGGUCCAGGUGGACUUGCAAGACAGGAGAGGAUUACAGUGAUCCUUGCUACCCAUGCCACAGAAUAUCUCCCAUUUGCAGACCACAUUAUUGCUCUUGAUGGCACUGGCAAAGCUGCUCAACAGGGCGACUUUCAGUCUAUUCGUUCGAAAUCCGGCUAUGUCAGUGAUCUAACUAUCAUGGAAGGUGUGGGUCGAAAACCAGUGAUCGCGGGUGAUUACCCGGGUGCAAAAAAUAAAGAGACAGCUAACUGCAACUCCCUUGACGGUUUUCCGAUUCGGAAAACCGGUGAGCUCUCUGUCUACAGCUAUUAUUUCAAAGCUGCUGGUAUUUGGACGACAACUCUUCUUUUAAUCUUAGUUAUUUUUUACACGGCACUAUACAACUUCCCCACCUACUGGCUCAAGAUUUGGGUCGAUGGUUCCGGUGCUUUUCAUCCAGGAGGCUUUGAUGAUCUUACCUACUGGGGAGUAUACGCGAUGCUUCAGGGGUUGGCACUCCUUUUUUUACUUGGUGUGGCUUACCAUACUCUCGUCCGUUUCGUCACUCAGGCAGGCUCAAACUUGCACAAUAAUAUUCUCAAGGCGGUAAUGAACGCCCCUUUAUCAUUCUUCAGUUCUACGGAUAGUGGUGUCACCCUCAACCGAUUCUCUCAGGAUAUUCAGCUAGUCGACAACGAGCUGCCCAUGGCGCUACUAAACCUGCUGUUGACUAUUUUUUUGGCUCUUGGUCAAGCAAUCUUGAUCAUCAUCUCCUCACCUUGGGUUGGGCUUACCUUUGUGCUUAUUAUUCCGAUUUUUUAUGCGGUACAAAAUUUCUAUCUUCGAACUUCACGCCAGCUCAGGUUAUUGGAGCUUGAGGCUAAAAGCCCACUGUACACCAGCUUCCUGGAGACUUUGAACGGCCUACCCACUAUCAGAGCAUUCGGCUGGGCACCUAGAACCCUAGAAAUAAAUCGAAGACUCCUUGAUGAGUCUCAAAAACCGAUUUAUUUGCUCUACAUGAUUCAGCGCUGGCUAACCUUCGUACUCGAUAUGAUCGUUGCCUUCGUGGCAACCAUCGUCGUGACGUUGGCAGUAACGCUAAAUUUGGAUGGCGGGCUCACCGGGGUUGCCCUUGUACAGGUAAUGUCUUUAAAUUUGAUACUUACCUCUAUUAUUAUAGCAUGGACCACUCUCGAAACCAGUAUCGGAUCAGUGAGCAGGAUAAAAUAUUUCACUGACUACACACCAUCCGAAAACAAGCCUCACGAAGUUAUACAAACCCCGUCGACAUGGCCACAUCACGGUAGAGUUGAACUCAAAGAUGUUACCGCAUUUUACGAGUAA
This is a messenger RNA of Arthroderma uncinatum, 2565 nucleotides long. Its product is annotated as ABC multidrug transporter. Gene Ontology annotation, molecular function: ABC-type transporter activity; ATP binding; ATP hydrolysis activity. The transcript has a single exon. The coding region runs from base 1 to 2565 and encodes 854 amino acids. Lineage: Eukaryota; Fungi; Ascomycota; Eurotiomycetes; Onygenales; Arthrodermataceae. Gene Ontology annotation, biological process: transmembrane transport. The record is from RefSeq and is a predicted model, not a curated record. Gene Ontology annotation, cellular component: membrane.